This is a messenger RNA of Myxocyprinus asiaticus (Chinese sucker), 8154 nucleotides long. RefSeq names its product inactive dipeptidyl peptidase 10-like. The transcript is spliced from 25 exons. Bases 101 to 2479 code for a protein of 792 amino acids. Gene Ontology annotation, biological process: proteolysis. The record is from RefSeq and is a predicted model, not a curated record. Gene Ontology annotation, molecular function: serine-type peptidase activity; dipeptidyl-peptidase activity. NCBI's taxonomy places the organism in Eukaryota, Metazoa, Chordata, Actinopteri, Cypriniformes, Catostomidae.
GCAGCACCAACUAAAACAACGCUUUUAACUGCUGAAGGAGCAGUCAACUGCAGCAGAUAUCCGUGCUGAAUUUGGGACGUAAUUUCUGGACGCUGCCAACAUGAUUGCCACCACACAACAGAACAUGACAACAGAGCUGCAGGAUUUGGGCAGCACGGGAGGACCACCUCGGAAUUGGAAGGGAAUUGGAAUCGCCUUGGUGGUUAUACUGGGGGUCAUGUCCCUGGUCACCCUCUCCAUUAUUCUGCUCACCCCUGACGAAUCUCAUCUCCUGCUGCUGUCUCGUAUCACUUUGGAGAACCUGGAGAGUGAGGAUUUCAAAGUUUACGACCCGUGUGCGACGUGGUUAAAUGAGAAUGAGGUAUCACUAUGCACUCGGGAGGGUCAUGUUCUAAUCCAUGAUCUUAACACCAAUCUAACCACCACACUGCUGGACAACAGCACCAUGGAUCUGAAGUCCAUGAGGUUCCAGGUUUCUGCUGAUAAGAAGUUCAUCCUGAUGGCCUACGAUAUACGUCCUGUAUUCUCACAGUCCUUCACUGCAUCCUUUGCAAUCUACACUGUGGCCAGCGGGGAGAUUAUGAACCUCACACCAUCGGAGGAGGAUACGUCUGUACUUCAGUAUGCAGUGUGGGGGCCUCAAGGGAGCCAACUGGUCUAUGUCUUUGAGAAUGACAUCUACUACAUGUCUGAUGUGUCCAGCAAAGCGAUGCGUUUGACGACCACAGGCAGAAUCAGAUUGGUGGUUAAUGGGCUGUCUGAUUGGACCUAUGAGGAGGAGGUACUUCUAAAAUAUCCUGCCUUGUGGUGGGCCAAGGACGGUGCCCGUCUGGCAUAUCUGUCCAUUAACAACUCAGCCACGCCUAUUAUGGAGAUACCUCACUUCCUGGGCGGGAUUUAUCCUUCUAAUGUCCUCUACCCAUACCCAAAGGCGGGUUCCAGAAUCCCAUCAGCCAGUCUGUUUGUGGUGAAUUUGUACGGUCCAGCACACACAUUAGAGAUGAUUCCACCCGAGUCCCAGAAAAGCAGAGAUAGUUAUAUCUCUAUGGUGAGUUGGAUCAGCAGUACACGUCUAGCUGUGCGUUGGUUGAACCGGGUCCAGAAUCAGUCUGUGCUGUGCGUGUGUGAAGCCACAACGGGUGCCUGCUCAGAGAGGCACCAAACGACGAUGGACUUUUGGCACAGCAAUCAACAGCAGGAGGAGCCGUUGUUCAUGGCAGAUGGCUCUCUGUUUUACCUCAUCCUGCCUGCCAAGCAAGGGGCCCGUGGGGAGUUCCUCCACAUCGCCAGCUUUCCUGCCCAGGCUUCGACUCCCUCUGUUACUCCUCGCUUUCUAACAUCAGGGAACUGGGAUGUAACCUCACUGUGCGCCCUUGACGAGGACAAUGAUAAAAUUUAUUUUCUGAGCACAGAGGAGUCACGACAGAGCAGGCACUUAUACAGCGUGGAGGUCGGAGGAGUGUUUCAUCGCCAGUGUCUGACAUGCAACCUGUUUGAGCGAUGCAACUUCUACACAGCAGACUUCAGCCCCAAUCAGACAUACUUCACCCUCUACUGCCUGGGUCCAGGUGUCCCAAAGGUGACCAUUCACAGCACAAAUGAUCCUUCUAGAUAUACAGUGGUGGAGGACAACAGCCUCCUUAUGAUGUCUCUUGAAACCAAGCAGCUUCCUGAGACAAUUUUCCGGAUUCUUUCCUCCGACAACAGUGACCUAGAUGUGAAGAUAUCUUUGCCUCCUGGGUACGAGGGAAACCUGCACCCUCUCCUUAUUAUCAUUGAUGAUAUUCCUGGCAGGCAGUCGGUCACUGAGGAGUUUGCCCUGGGCUGGCCGGAGGUUUUGUCCAGCCUGCAUGGAGUGGCACUGGCCUGGAUAGACAGCAGAAGCAGGGUCCCACUGGGACAAAAAAGCAGCACCCUGGACCCUCGCAAGCUGGCUUCCCUCCGCAUUAAAGACCAGCUUGGAGUCGUAGAAUGGCUAAUGCAGUUGCCAUACAUUGAUGGGAGAAGAAUUGCUGUUUAUGGAAAGGGAUUUGGUGGUUAUCUAAGUUUGAAGAUGUUGACAACAACUGAUCAGAUGUUCAAGUGUGCUGCUAUCAUGGCUCCUAUCACAGACUUCAAGCUCUACAGUGCUGCCUUCUCUGAGAGAUAUCUAGGUCUCCCUGCUAAAGAGGAACAUUCCUACAUGACUGCAUCUUUGUUAGAUGAUAUCCAGAAACUAAAAGACGACAACUUCCUCCUUUUACAUGGGACUGCAGAUGCCCGAGUUCAUUUCCAACAUAGCGCCGAACUGUUGAGUCGUCUGGUGAAGGUGGAGGCCAACUACACCCUUCAGCUGUACCCAGACGAAGGCCACACCUUGAGAGAAGAGCAGAGCAUCCAACACUUGCACCGUAUCCUCCUAAACUACCUCCACAACUGUCUCAAACAUGACCCCUUCCUCAUAGCAGAGGAGGAAGAGGAGGAGGAGGAGGAAGAGUGAUUUCUUCUACCGUGUCCACUUUCGGUCCUCAGUGGAGCCCAUGUAUGUCUAAGAACUGGUGUUGAACUUCAAUCUAUGUUAUUUCACCAAAGGAAAAAGAGCAAAAUUGGGACUAAGAGGACCAAAUUCACCAGCUGUUUAUUUACAAAGUAGAUUUUGGAUUGUUUCUAUUAAAGACUAUAAUCAUGUCUUGUGCUUGUCUGUCCCACCUUGGAUGAAUUGGAGGACAAGAGGAAGAUGCAAAAACAAGCACUGUGGUUCAUACAGUUUACAAGCAAAGCACAUAUGAAGUCUUAGGGCCGUAUUCAAUUCGUUUUUUGUCAGAUUAUUGUAAAAGAUGCUGCAGAGGUAUGUUGAUCAGUUUUGAUGUUAUAGUGCCACCUUGUGGGCAAAAAAGGAAAUGCUUUAGUAAAUGUGAAAUGCAGCAUGGAUUUUGUAAGAUUGGGAAGUAUAGCCUAUACUAGUAGUCGACCGAUAUGUAUUUUUCAAUGGCCAAUGCUGAAACGUAUGGUGGCCCAGAUGUGCACAACACAACAAAAUUUAUAAAGCAAACAAAAGAAAUCAAAACAAAGAAAUCAAGCCACAACACAAAUAAAUUAAGUCACAACACAAAUAAAUUAAGCCAUAACUCAACAAAAUUAAGCCACAACACAAAGAAAUUAAGCCACAACACAACUAUAUUAAGCCACAACACAAUGAAAGUAAGCCACAACACAAAUAAAUUAAACUAAAACACAAUUAAAUUAAGCUACAACACAAUGAUAUUAAGACACAACACAAAUCAGUUAAACCACAACACAACAAAAUUAAGCUACAACACAAAUAAAUUAAGCUACAACACAAAAAAUAAGAAAGGAAUCAUGAAUCUGUUUUUUUUUUUAUUUUUAUUUUUAUUUAUUUUUUUUGACACACCAAGCCAAAUUUUGAUAUGUUGCCUGGAGACAACACCAUACCAUACAGAGUUACAGUAAUUACAGUACUCAACUUCACGGGAGUCGCGUGGCGCCAUGUGGGGGUUGGACAUGUGAACGGCGAGCUCUGCGCACUUUGCUAGUUUUUAAUUAUUUUUGUGUCUUAAACCGGUGAGAUUCGAUACACCCUGCUACAAAACUGUUCUAUGAAGUAAACAUGUCAAAGAAAUCAAAAUCCUCGGGCUCUGGAGACAUUAAAAGACACUUACGUGCUCAAGCUGAUACCCCAGACAGGGCUGCAGACCAGAGACUCAGUUUGGACGGUGCGGCAGGAGAAAUUCAACAUCAACUGUCCAGCAUGUCUGUAAUGCUGGCGAAGGUCGUGGCAGACUUGGAGGAUCUUGCUGUAAUACGUUGAUCAAUUACUGCGAUGGAGACGACAUUUUCAGAGUUGGUUACAAGAAUCGGGGACAUCGAGAAACGGAUCGAUUAUCUGGAGUGAUCAGAGAGGGAAUUAGCUGCUAAUCCGCUAGUGACCAAAGUAGAUUUGGAACGCGUUUGGGAAAAGUUGGGACCUUGAGAAUCAUAAUCGGUGAAACAAUGUCCAAAUUGUUGGAAUUCCUGAGCAUGAGGAAGGCUGAGAUAUGGUCAAAUUCCUAGACGAGCUCUUUCCGAGUCUGCUCGACAUAACAGGCCAUAAGAUGGAAAUCGAGCAAGCUCACAGGGUCCUGGUUCAGAGAUCUGGAUCCGGAUCCAGAUCAAUUCUGGCCACAUUUCUGAGAUCACCCUAUAAAGAUCUUGUGUUAGGCGAGGAGUAAAGGAAGGCUUUCUUGGAAGAACCACAAAAAUGUUUUUGUUCCCAGACUUUGCAAAUUCGACAAGAGAGAAAUGUGAUAGAAUCAAGGAAUGCAUGAAACUCUUAAGGUCGCUUUUGCACUGAUGUUUCUGGCCAAAUUGAGAAUAGAUACUAAGGAUGGCCACAAAAUAUUUACAUGCCCACAGCAAGCAUUUUCCUUCAUAGAGACAAUGGAGUGAGUAAGCCAUUUGGUGAUUUUCACGUUGCUGCCGAGUGGACCGACUCACUGAACAUACACUUGACUGUCUGAGGAAACUGGGCACCUUUUUGUUUCUUUUUGUGCUGGUUCCGCCUGGUGGCUGGAGUUUGUUUUGUGGAAUAACACUCCUUCGGGACAGUGUUCAGGUGAAUCUACACGUUCUUUGUGCUUAUGCCUCCUAUUGGCUGGAGUUUGUUUUGGGGAGUAUUCUUUGCAGGACAUUGGAAGGAUUGGGUCAUCUGCUACACUCAUGAACAGCCGGCUCACUGAACAUUCGUUUGACUGGCCAAGGAAUCUGAACAGCGUUUUUUUUUUUUUUUUGCUGGUUCCGCUAGAGGCUGGAGUUUGUUUUGUGAAGGAUCGCACCUUCGGAGCAGUUAUGCGAAGGAAUCUACACAUUCAUUGUGUUUGUUCUGCCUAUUGGCUGGAGUUUGUAUUAUGGAUUUUCUUCUGUUAUGUAAUUCUGUCUCACAAAAUUUGUACAAAAGCACCGGACUUGAGCAAUCCGACGGCAAAGGUGUCGCGGGGGCUCUCGUAGGCGUACAUGGACUGUUUGAGUUUAGAGGGAUGGAUGCCGGUUUUGUUUGUUUCGGGGGGAAGUUCGGGGUUUGACUGUUGCACUAAUGUUGGAAUGUGGUCUUUAUAAUUUUAUUUUUAACAUACAAUCUAUUUUUCUCAUAUGUCAAAAUGUCAGUUGUUAAUAUGAGUGGAUUGUCUCUCUCCACGUGGAAUGUGAAUGGGUUGGGGCUCCCCAUAAAAAGAAGGAAGGUUAUUUAUUUUCUUAAACGAAGGAAAUAUGACAUAGCGUUUCUUCAAGAAACACAUCUUUCCCCGCAGGAAGCUGAGAAAUUUGGGAAGAUAUGGGGUGGACAUGUUUUCUUUAGUGCUGGCUCAAGUAAGAGCAGGGGAGUCAUUACAUUGAUAAGUAAACAUCUACAAUUCAGAUGUCUCAAACAGAUUAAAGAUAAAUUAGGUCAUUAUUGAUUUAGCAGAAAUUCAGGGGAAAAGGUUGAUUUUAGCUAAUAUUUACACACCUAACGCUGAUAAUCAGGGCGUUUUUAUAGAUCUUGAAGGGAUGUUGCAAGCCACUGGCACCCCUCAUGAUAUAAUAUUGGGAAGAGACUUUAAUCUUUUGAUGGACUCAGUACUUGAUCAAAGUGAAACACAUUGACACUUCACAGGAUCUGUAAAAAUCUUGGUCUUACAGAUAUUUGGAGACUUUUAAACCCAUCUGGUAGGGACUAUAAAUAUUUUUCAUCAGUCCAUAAGAUUUAUUCUAGAAAAUAUAUAUAUUUUUUAUACCUAAGUCCCUCAUUUCAUCUGUUGUUGAUUGCUCAGUUGGAAACAUCUUAGUCUCAGACCACGUCCUGGUGAGUUUAGAGGUGUUGCCUCAUAUGAAGAAAAAGAAAUCAUAUAGUUGGUGCUUUAAUGUAUCCCUUUUGCAAAAGAUUUACAACAAAUGUUAAAGGCUGAAAUCAGUGUUUAUAUGGAGACCAACUGGUCCUCAGUAUCCUCUGUGGCUGUGGCUUGGGAGGCACUUAAGGCAGUUCUUAGGGGUCAGAUCAUACACUAUGCCUCAUUCAUCAAAAAAUCCAAAGCACGAGAACUCGUGGAGUUGGAAGGGAAUAUUAAAAGUGCCGAGGCAGAGCUGAAGUGCCGAAUGUCAUCUGAUGGCUCAGAGAAUUGACCUGAUUGAAAUACAUAUAUAAUACUAUUUUGUCGCGGAAGGUGGAGUUUUGUCUAUUCAGGACAAGACAGUCAUACUUUGAGUCAGGGGACAAAGCAGGGAAGCUUUUGGCUAAAUAUAUAAAGCAGAGAGAGUCUUUUUCUACCAUUCCCUCAGUGAAAUCUGCUGGUGGUGAAACAUUUACCUCAGCCAUUGAUAUUAAUAAUUAUUUAAAAAAUUUAUCUUGAUCUUUAUAGUUCCACAUCUUCGUCUACCAGUGAAGAUAUUAGAAACUUUGUGGAACCAUUAGAACUCCCUAAACUGACAACUGAGCAAAAAGGUUCUCUUGAUUCUGAGAUAACCUAGGAGGAGCUUGGUGAGGUAAUUAAGACCUUGUCUACAGGCAAGGCUUCAUCUCGGACUCUUCUAGAUCUAUGCCUUGCCUCCGCAGAAUUAUUAAUUCCUUUUCUAAGUUCUCAGGAGACAGAGUUAAUUGGUCUAAAUCAGAAGCUUUGGCUCUGACAGCGUACUGCCCGAUAACGGCUUUUCAGCCAGGCGCCUUCAAGUGGCCCAAACAGUGCAUUAAGUAUUUGGGUAUUUUAUUCCCAGCAAAUUUGUGUGACUUAGUUAGAGAUUUUGACCCUUUAAUAAAAAGAUUUUCGAGCGAUGUGGGCAGGUGGGCUUCAUUACAUUUAUCGAUGAUUGGGAAGGUUAAUGUUAUUAAAAUGAAUUGUAUUCCAAAAUUCAACUACCUGCUACAGUCUCUCCCUGUAGAUGUCCCCCUCUCUUAUUUCAAGCAAUUUGAUAGCAUAGUGAAGUCCUUCAUUUGGAAUGGGAAACGUCCCAAAUUACAUUUCAGUAAACUGCAUAGGCCAAUUGAUAUAGGUGGGCUAGGCCUACCCAAGAUUUUGUUUUAUUAUUAUGCAUUCGGUCUCAGACAUUUGGCUCAUUGGUUGCUUCCACCUGAGAGAGCCCCUCCCUGGUUUUGUAUUGAACAGGAAAUUCUUGCCCCAUUUCACCAUUGCAAAGCCUUUCUAUCAAACUAACCGGAGAAGUUAAAUUACACCCCGUAAUCUCGCAUUUACACUCGGUAUGGACAAAAGUGUCCAGAGUGUUUAAUUCUGACAUUUAUUUAAAUGCUGCCUCGAGCUUAUGGCUUAACCCCAAAUUAUGUAUUAAUAAGUCCCCUUUAAUAACAUGCGGUGACCUAUAUGAAAGUGGAGAGUUGAGAUCCUUUGAAAAUUUAGUUCAACAUUUUGGGAUUCCCUGAUCUCAGUUCUUUAGAUAUUGCCACCUGCUCUGUACUAUUUUUGGGAGUAGCAUACGACCCCCUAAAGUAGCAGAUACUCUGGGAGUGGUGAUUACUGCUUUUGGUCAUGAGGCAUCAGUGUAUUACUCCUUGAUAAUUCAGAGUCUGGGGGACAGAGCUUCAACUUCUCUCAAGAGAUUAUGGGAGAAAGAUUUAAACUUGGUAUAGGAGGAGGGAGAGUGGGCUAGGAUUCUAAAAAACAUCAAGUCUAUAUCUAGAGAUGCAAGGGUGCGCCUUAUGCAGUUCAAGAUUUUACAUCAAUUUUAUUGGACCCCCUCUAGAUUGUAUAGGCUUGGUCUUAAAGACACACCCACCUGCUGGUGAUGCCAAUCAGAGGAUGGAGACAUAACCCAUGUCUUUUGGGGGUGUGUUAAGAUCCAGGGGUUUUGGUUGAAGGUUCAGAGUCUUGUGUGUGAUGUAUUGGGCACUCUGUAUUUUGGGCGAUGGGUCGGUCAUCGAUGUUGAGAAUAGACACAUAAAGAGUUGGGUCCUAACUAGCGUCAUGAUCGCCAGACAGAUUGAGGGUGGCGGCCUUUGAAGAAGGGUCUUUUAGAAGACUAGGAAAAUGUGAAUUUGUUUAUGGAGAAAUGGGGUGGAUACCUGACGUUGCUGGACGUGUAAUUAUUAUUAUAAUUAUUAUUUAUUUAUUUAUUUAUUUUUAAAUCUUUUUUUGUUUGUGUGUGUAUAUAAUCAUGUGUAUAUACUCAUAUGUGACCACAGGGAUGUUUGUUGGG